Pyrenophora tritici-repentis Pt-1C-BFP is the source of this 1143-nucleotide messenger RNA. Its product is annotated as Filament domain containing protein. The record is from RefSeq and is a predicted model, not a curated record. Lineage: Eukaryota; Fungi; Ascomycota; Dothideomycetes; Pleosporales; Pleosporaceae.
AUGAAUUAUGCAUCAUGGAUUGAGGAGGAGAAGCUCAAGAAAACCUUCAUCGUAGCGACACUGGCCUCGACGCUCGUCGGCACUUUUACGGCGUCAAUGGGAUUAUGGGAGCGUGUCGCGGAUAGGCGCCAACAACAUCGACAAAAGGCCAAGGAUUCAAAACAAGAUGGCGAAAUAAAAGAGCUGAAGAAGCAAUUCGAAGAGGCGCAGCAGAGAGCAGAGGGGAGACAACAAGAGAUUAAUCGUUUGAGAAACGGAGGCAGUCGCGACGAGGUGGGCAACAACUUUGAGAGGGAUGGAAUGAUGAUCCAGAGGAUGUACGAUCAGGGCUUUGGCAGAAUGGGCAACCGAUUUGCGCAGGGCGAUGCCAUCGUUGAGAACCAACUCCAGGCGCAAAUCAUUUCUCUCCAGCAGACAGUCAUCAAUGUCCUCCAAGACGCCCUCUACAACGAUCGCCAACUGACCCGCGCCGAUAUGGCUAAGCUUAUAGCCGCCUCCAAUCAAGCCCGCGAUGGUUCCCUCGAUGCCCUCCAUCAAGCCCAACAUCGUCUGGGUGGCUCACAAGUAAGCGGUAGUACUCCGCGGUCCAUCUCGCCAGUUCGAUCACUCCCUCCCCACAAGCGCGCCCCUACCGCUAUCCUCGACAGCAAUCCCGAAAACCUCUUCUGCCAAUAUGCCCUCGAUCUACAAUACAUGCAAGGCAAACCCCUUGCCUCUUCCUUUGCACCAGGUGGCAGCUGCACAUGCCCCGUCUGUGGUGUCCGCUUGGACGUGACAUCAGAAGAUUUCUGGAUGAUCGGCAAACGCACGCCUAUCAUAAUCAUGGACAAAACAACUGGCUAUGAAACUGAGAUCAUGGAGACGCGUGAGUUUCGACUUGGCCAGCGUUUCGUAAUCAAAUGUCACACGCCAGACGCAGAGUAUGCUUGCACGAUAUGCAACAAGGGCAGCGAGGUAGAUGCCAUCUGCCGGACCGUCGAGAGUCUAGUAAAGCAUGUGGGCACGUACCACGAUGUGGGCGAGUUGGAGCGCGAGGCAGAUCUCAGGGAGACGAAAGUUGAGACUAAGCGGAUGAGCCUGCCAGCGCCGCGGAUACCUAGUCCACCGCGCUCGGCAACUAGGGGGGAGGUUAUUUAUAGGUGA